Molecule: messenger RNA, 7617 nt
Organism: Sorex araneus (European shrew)
Lineage: Eukaryota; Metazoa; Chordata; Mammalia; Eulipotyphla; Soricidae
Gene: WDFY2
Product: WD repeat and FYVE domain containing 2
Exons: 12
Coding region: 184-1386 (400 amino acids)
Molecular function (GO): protein binding; metal ion binding
Source: RefSeq, a predicted model, not a curated record
CCGGCGGCGCGCUCGUGGCGGUUUCGGUACCCGGGUCCGGGAGCGCCGCGUCGUUCCCGGGCGGCGGCUGGGCUAUGGUGGCGGCUCCCUCGCGCCCCGCCCCGGCCGAGCAGAGUCGCCGUCGCAGGACGCGCCCGAGCGCGAGCGGCCGCCUGAGCCCGGCUCCGCGGCGCGCCCCCUCCGAUGGCGGCGGAGAUCCAGCCCCGGGCGCUGGUCCGAAAGCCGGUGCUGCUGCAGCGCGUGGAGGGCUCCCAGGAGGUGGUGAACAUGGCAGUGAUCGUGCCCAAGGAGGAGGGCGUCAUCAGCGUCUCGGAGGACAGGACAGUCCGUGUAUGGUUAAAGAGAGACAGUGGACAGUAUUGGCCAAGCAUAUGCCAUGCAAUGCCUUCUCCAUGUUCAUGCAUGUCUUUUAACCCGGAAACAAGAAGACUGUCCAUAGGUCUAGACAAUGGUACCAUCUCAGAAUUUAUUCUAUCAGAAGAUUAUAACAAGAUGACUCCUGUGAAAAAUUAUCAAGCACACCAGAGCAGAGUCACGAUGGUCCUGUUCGUCCUGGAACUGGAGUGGGUGCUGAGCACAGGCCAGGACAAGCAGUUUGCCUGGCACUGCUCCGAGAGCGGGCAGCGGCUAGGAGGUCACCGUACCAGUGCAGUGGCCUCCGGUCUGCAAUUUGAUGUUGAAACCCGACAUGUGUUUAUCGGUGACCAGUCAGGCCAAGUGACCAUCCUCAAGCUGGAACAGGACAACUGCAACCUGGUUACAACGUUCAGAGGACACACAGGUGGGGUGACCGCUCUCUGCUGGGAUCCUGUCCAGCGAAUCUUGUUCUCCGGCAGCUCAGAUCACUCUGUUAUCAUGUGGGACAUCGGCGGAAGGAAAGGAACGGCCAUCGAGCUCCAAGGACACAAUGACAAAGUCCAAGCCCUCUCCUACGCUCCGCACACUCGCCAGCUCAUCUCGUGUGGUGGGGAUGGUGGCAUUGUCGUCUGGAACAUGGACGUGGAGCGGCAGGAGACUCCCGAGUGGCUGGACAGUGAUUCCUGUCAAAAGUGUGACCAGCCUUUUUUCUGGAACUUCAAGCAAAUGUGGGACAGUAAGAAAAUUGGCCUGAGACAGCACCACUGCCGCAAGUGCGGGAAGGCCGUGUGCGGCAAGUGCAGCUCCAAGCGCUCCUCCAUCCCUCGGAUGGGCUUCGAGUUUGAAGUGCGGGUGUGUGACAGCUGCCACGAGGCCAUCACAGAUGAAGAACGUGCCCCUACCGCCACGUUCCACGACAGCAAGCAUAACAUCGUGCACGUGCACUUUGAUGCCACGAGGGGGUGGUUGCUGACUUCCGGGACUGACAAGGUCAUCAAGUUGUGGGAUAUGACCCCAGUAGUGUCUUGAUGAAUCAGAAAGAUAGCAUCUCCUCAAGAAACGGUCGGUUCAUCCAAGUCAUUACCGGAGCCGUGAAAGACGCCUGAGAAGUGAGAGAAGAACCUGCCUUAGUUAGCAUUACCUGUGCACACGUGAGCGCGUGGGCGACCCUCCCGAGGGAACUCUUUCAACCUGUUCAUACAAUAUCAAAGAAGAUAUUUUUUUAACAAAUGGUUUAUACUGUCUGGCUGUGCUUCGUUGUCUUGAGUAUACUGAAAACCCCGUGUGGGAUGUUUAAUUUUUCUAUUUUUCAGCACUUCGUUUUGGCUGUGGCCCUGUGUGGUGGAGGAACGAGGCAGAGUCUGUCCAGGGGGCUGGGGUCAUUAUAAAAAUGUUCCCGUGUGUUCUUUACUUCGGCAGGAAUCACAUCAGCGUCUUUCUCUCCAGCUCCCUCCCUCCCCUCUGCCGUUCUUCCGAGUGUCUCUAUUCCCCCCUCUUACAGUGUUUCUGCUUUCAUACGAGCCCUCAACUUAGAGGUGUAGAAAACCAUUUUUGUGGAUUUACCAACCGACUUCUGGAAUCAUGCCAGGAAUGAUUUGCUUGUAAUGUCUCGCUCCUUCGUGUUCCCUCCGCGCAGAGAUGACCUGUGUGUCCGCUUUCUGUCUUUCCUGCCCUGUGGUCAGAACUCAGCACCUCAGCCCUCGGUGCCUGGACCCUUUUAGUUCAGUUGGGCCUUCAAAGUCUUUUCUGUUUCAGUUUUACUGACUCGGCUCUUUCUCACUCAUGAUACUAAAAAGAAAAUGAGAAGCAAAAGUCUGUCCUUCACCACAGGUUGCUAAGACAUGUUUUUCCAUGUGGCGUCACCUCUGACCUUGAAUGUGUUAGUGACAGCAAGAUUGUAUGCUGCUCUCCUCGCCUUCUGUAUGUGGUCCCCCUUAAGAGCUAGAUAUUAAAGAUUUUUAUCUUCCUGUAUUUUUAUCGGAACACUUUGCACAUUUUCAUACUUAAAAACAAUGUGAUUUCAGGCAAAAGGUACUGACUCCUAUAGUUUAUGCUAUGUUCGUGUUGGAAAUAUUUUGUUGAUUUUCUUAAGUGAACCUGAAGAACUCUCAAUGUGAAGGGAAUCCAGACACACCUGAUAAAGUGAAAUAUUGUCAUGUAUAGUGACAUGACAAUCAUACCAGCUUGGGAUAUGGAAAUCUUUGGUUUGGGAUUCGGCUUGUUUUCCUGGUGUUGCUGGGGUUCGAGUCCUGUCUCCCGCAGGCAAGCAUCCCCUCUGCAGCCGAGCAGCAUCCCUGGCCCCAGGCGAUCUGUAAAAAUAACCUUCUUUUCAGGCCAGAGAGAGAGAGGGCCCGGCCAGCUGGAGUACAUGCUUUAAUCCCCUAAGCAUCCUAGUACUGGGAGUGACCCCCCAGUACUAGGGAUAGCCCCUGAGCACUGCCAGGUGUACCAAAAACAAAAACCAUUUUUUUCAAGUUCUUAUGUUCACCUGUAGCUUGAAUGAAAAUGAGGGGUACGCAUGCACUGAUAAACCACCCCAUCCUCCACAUGUCACGGGUGCUGUCUCUUUGGGCCUCACCUGUCAGGCGCAGUAGUGGCAUCCCGGGUCUCCUGUGGGUCAUCAAAUUACAUCAAGACUGGAAAAUAACAAGCCAACUACUUGCCCUUCCCCAUACAAACCCUACCUCUGCAUGUACACUUCGAUUUGACAGUUUGGGGUAGUAGUAUUAAAAAAUCCUAAUUUUUCUUGGAAAGAGUACCCCUCCCUGUGCCCCUCCCCCCAACGCCCCCACACACCGUGAUCAUUCCUUUCUCUCUAAGCUAGAGCAUCUCACCAGCCAGACUUGGAGACACUCCUACCCAUACCUAGUGUGCAUCCUGGGCAUGGAGCUUGCUAGAAUGAUCCUGCUGCUGUAGCAUUAGGAGACAGAGCCAGUGGGUGUGGCCCUGCAGCCACAGCACAGGACAGCUGCCACCCGUGACAGCAGGCCACAUCCAGAGGCCCGCAGGACGUACACUGAGGUUUCCUGCCCAGCACACACGGGAGGAGAUGCCCGUCAUGCCACUGUCCCCUUCCCCGCCAGCUUCGCUUCCAUCAGCGAGAGCUGCCAUAGAACUAAUCUGAAUCUUUUCUGAACAAUGGCUCCGUAAGAGAGCUCCAAAAAGGGACCUCAAUUGAAAAGACUCAACCCGCUAUUUUGUAGGAUUACUAGAACCUGCAGCCACUUUCUGAGUUGUAUAUAGUAGAGAACUGUGUGUGGAAAUGAGGAAUAAGUAAUGAAUCGCUCUUUUCCCUUUCCUGAGCUUUGGGGCUUGGCCUGUAGACAGACCAACACGCCUGUCCCCAGCCACAGAGCCACUCAGAGGUCAGAACCACUGACCCCUCCCUGUGACGAAGGCCAUGGUGGAAACCACAGAUCCAUCAGGUCACCCCUGUUGCUGCCCCCUUGCUUCUCACUGGGUGGGCGCUUGGCUCUCAUGAGAAGUGCCUAGCAAGCCACCCGUGUGUCUGACGCUGUGGAUUCUUGCCUUCCUACCAAGUGUCUCCAUGUUCGUGACACUCGCUGGGUGUCUGCCGAGCACUGUAUGAAAUGGAGCCUUCAUUCAUUAGGCGUGAGCGCUGGCCCCAGCACUCAGCUUUUUUCCUUUCUAGAUUUUGCUACCAGAGUUGUUUUACCCUUACUGGAUUUGCACUUAUGUUUUUGCUCUGUUGUUUCCCUGUCCCGACACUUUGGCGAGAGUGCCGUGCAAGCCUGUGUAGGGAAAUGGGACACGGCACCUUUUGUGCAAAGAGCUGCUUUUCUGUCAUGAAACCAAGCACAGGACCUUGGUUUCUCCAAAGAACUGGUGCGACUGGAACCUUUAGCUGCCAGGGUAUAUCUGCACUCAUAACUGUGGCUUGUAGGUGACCUAAAAUCGUGUGUCUUUUGAUAUCCUGUCACUCCCCUGAUGUAUUUAUCAUCUGAUUGAAUGAAUUAUGUGAAGGAUCAUAAAAAUCUCAGAACUGGAAGGGAGUGUUCCAAGCACAAAACGCUUUAGCCUUCGCAGUUGUGUAGAGUUAGCUGAGGUGUAAAAAAGAGGCUCUGAAAGUGGAAUUUUCAAGGAACAGUUGUUUUUCACCAUUAACCAGUAAUGGCCGGGAAAUGGGAGGAAUGCCCCCAGCACCUUGAGACAGGGUGCCCUGCAGGAUGCCGCUUUGUCCCUUUGUCAUCAGCCCAGCUGACUCCACUAGACCCUGAGAGGUGAGUGGCUGGUCCCUGUGAGGGAGAGACCUCCUCAGCAGAGACCCCAGACCCACAGACCACCCUUGUGGCAAAAUUGAAGGGAGUCCCGCGUGCCAUGAAACACACUUUGCCUUAUUAAAGUCUAGCCUUGAGCCAGGGGUUGGGGGCGGGGGACCCUCUGCGCCUCCAGCCCUGCUCUCGUGGGACAUCCCUUCCAUAUGUGGAGAUGCCUUGUCAAAGGCAGGACUUGGUUUUGCUUGGCACGAGUCCGUCUGCAAAGCCUAAAGAUUGACUUGGAGGUUUUCAUGUCUUUGGUUGGCCUUGUUCACCGUAGAUGUAUGUGACUUUGUUCACGACAGUUCUAUUCUAGAGGAAAGAGAGGCAUCUUGGGAAAAUGUUCUUAUCCUUCUCUUCUUUGAAAUCAUGUUCUGCUUUAAUUUUUCCUGACGGGAAGGCAGGCGCCUCGCAACCUGACUGGAAAACAGAAAAGCAUAGGAAUGCUGGGCUGCCUGCACUCGCCGUUUCCCUCCGUCAUGCUCACCGUGUGCCAAACUCCCGGGCAGAGGCCACAGACAGGCAGGUGAUUGUUUCAGUACCGGGGAUAAGUCCAGUGGUGGAGUGUCUGGGACCCUGGCCAGCAGGGGGCCACCAGCCCAGCGCUUGAGAAAGGACUUCCCACCUGAGUGUUGGAAGAUGAGUUGGAGUUAGUGAUGUGAGCAGAAAGAGAGAGAAAAACAAAUGGUCCACAGGACUGGAGAGACAGCACUUGGGUUAAGGCACCCGCCUAGCAUGUGGCUGACUCCUGUUCCAUCCCUGGCACCACAUUGGUCCCCUGAGUACCGCCAGGAGUGAUCCCUGAGCCCGGAGCAGGAGUAAGCCCUUAGUUACCAACAUGUGUGCCUGCCUCCCCCUCCCAGUAAGACCCAGGGUCAUGAUUAGGGGCCCAGCGGCCGGGUGUUGCCUUGGCUUGGGCCCCCAACUGCAGGUCCUGGAACCUGAUCCCCAGAACCUGGCACCUGGGUGCCAUGGCCGCAGCGGAGGCCAUACACACCACACAUGGGCAUUGGCUCAGAAGCUCAUCCAAGUUUUCCUGCCAUUGAGGCUAUCAGAUGCUCUAGAAUUGUUCCUUAAGGAGAUGCAGGGUCGCCCCAUUCUGCGCUCGGCACAGCCCUACAUGUGGUAGGCUCCUGCAGACCCUUGCUCGUGCAGCCGUAGCAGUGCUGCUGCCCAGAUUCCCUGGCCCACAGGCAGGCUGGGCUCAGCUGCCCCCUUUGUAGGAAGGAAUGCAGGGGAGAGUGUUGCGAACAGCUGUGGACUUGCAUCAGCACCAGGCCUCCCUGCGCACAGCAGGCGGUGCAGCCCUCUGUGUCCUUCUUGACCUCACACUGGUCUUGCCAGUGACGGGUCAUUUCAGUACAGCACAGCAGAUGUACUCAGCCCUUGUGACAGGGGCAUACACCAAAUGGGAAGGAGCGAAAGGUUUUCUCUGUGCAGGGACACUAGAAAGGGCCCGGCACCUCCUGGGAGUCCCAGCCCAUCCAGAAUACACCACAGAUCUUGGUUGGUUCCUGUCUGCCCUUACACCCAUUUGCCUUUUCUUUGAAUGCCCAAGCGGCAUCAUUCUCAUCACUUAAUUCAGGAACAUCCAUGUUCAUCGGUGAGCAUUCGUGCAGCUUUACAGCCAAGAACUCGGCCACUCCUCAGGGUUUGCUCCUAAUUUUGCCUUUAAACAUUAUCCCUUUCACCAAGUAGCCUAGAAAUCUGUCAGAAAUUGGGCUGGGAUUCUUCCUCUGUGCUUCCUGUGUUCUGUGUUCCUCACACCUUGUCAGAGACAAGGAAAGGAAGUUCAUGAGCCAAGGUUGACUUUGAGGAUCCUUCUUCAGUCCUGUGAUCCUGUGAUCACUCACACACACACACACACACACACACACGCACACACACACGCACGCAUGCACGCACGCACCUGCCUGAACUCUGCUCUCACUCACAUAUCUACAGUGUCUUGGUCUCCGUCCCGGGACGUGAGUUGCUCUCUUCCUUUCCUGCUAGCACCUCGCAGGUUUGCAAAGGAUAGCAAAGGAGGAAGUUUGUGUUAUGGUACCACCUCCUUAAAACAAAUACCUCAGAGUGUUCGCCUUUGUGAGUCAAAAAGUAGGUCUGACUUUCUUGGGUGAGAAGGUGGCAAGGAAUUUCAGCUGGGUUUAAAAGUCAGAUUUAGAAUCAGACCUUGAUGUUUCUGUGUGAUUCUUUUAUUUUCUGUCUUGGUUCUCAGGGACUCGUGAGAAGGUGGCUGUAAUCAAAAAGGGAAAAAGGUGUCUGUUUCUCUAAGUAUUUCAUGUAUCUACACUUUGCCCCCAUUUUGGUGAAUGGCAGCCUUAUGUCAGUAAUGUACAUGCCAGUGUGAACUAUGGACCAAACUCCUCAUGUCAUCAAGACCUCUGUGCUCACGUGUGUUGUUUGGUACUUCCUUUGCUUUGUGAGUGACUUCCUUCUAGCCUGCUGUCAUUUUGCAAAAGAGAGCCCUCGUCUGAGAAGAACAAAAACUGCUCUGAGCCGGACAGCAGCAAGGACAGUGCUGGCCCUUGGUGUCCACCCCCACGCCACUCCUAACCACGGACCAGCCGCCACCACCCUCCACGCUGCCCUCCGAGCCCGCCGAGGCAGCCUGUUGCUCUCGGCUCCGUUUUCAUUCUUCUUUUGAAAUGAGACUCUCCGAGGGCUGAGAACGGCACGAGCCUCAAGCUGGAGCAGAUUUCUCUGAUGUGACCCUCUGCAGUGGGCAUGCCUGGCCCUCCUGUCCUCGCCUCUCCAACCCGUCCUGCCACUGACUUCCUGAAUGUGACUGGGGGGAGGAACUGUCCUCCAGGGUCAAAUGUCUGUUCCGGCUCUGUGGCCAGCUGCUGCUGAUGCCGCGGGUGUGCAGGAACCCUCCCUCCCACUGUGCUCAUGAACUGACAUGUCCUUGUAACUGUUCCCAGUGUCCAGAACAAUCCAUGCAGCGUUGCCUCCGUGGCUUAAAAUAAAUCUCUGGAAACCG